UUUUGUUACAAUUGUAAAUUGCUGAUACCACUCAUAAAAUAGAAGAGGGCUCUUUUAUUCUUAUAUUGUACUUUGGAUUUAUUAUGCUAUUUACAGUAUUUAUUUUCCUGUGCCCUGUAAAAGAUCUUUGCUAACUAUUGCUUCAGAUAAAUACUGUUUCUUAUUCUUCAUAGCUUGGUGGAAAGAAUAUACUGUAUUUGUAUUGGCCAUUCCGACCUAUAGAUUGUAAACUCUGUGAGUGAGAAGAACUCUACUGUAGUUUUAGUGCUUGGCACAUAGUUGGCAUUUAGUAAAUAUUUGUCGAGUGAAUGAAUAGAGUUUGCAUUUUAAAAUACAUAAAUAUGUUUUAUCAAGUCAUGAAUGGGGUAUUACAAAGAAUGAUUAAUAAUGCUUAAACAAUGGUACACUCCCCCAAUAAAAUAGCAAAAAGAACCCAAACAGAAGAAGAUAAAAAGAUGAGAGAAAGACAUGAAUACUGGUAGAUCUGUAAUGGAGGACAAGAGACAAAGAAUAGCUUGAGACUUAAAAAAAAAAAGGCAAAAGGUAGAGGAGAUUAGAGUCUAUAGGAAUUGUAGGAUCUGUGCCACACAGAUCAAAGAAAUGAAACCAUCUUCUAGGAGACCAGGCUAAAUGAAUAUUAUUUGAUGGGAUUACAAUCUCGAGACUUAGUAUCUAGUACAGAGGUCAGCAAAGCAGUGGGAAGUGAUUUAAAACUGGUAAUGGAAGCCAGGCAUGGUGAAACAUGCUUGUAGUCCCAGCUACUCAGGAGGCUGAGGUGGGAAGAUCACUUGAGCCCAGGAGUUUGAGGCUAACCUGGGUAAUAUAGCAAUACUCCAUCUCUUAAAAAAAAAAAAGAGAAAGAAAUGGUACUGGAAAGGAAUUGUUUGAUGCUUAUAAACCAGUACCAUCACUUCCACACUAGUCAGGGGACUAAAUGCUUUAAACUUGAGCAAAACUGAAUGAACAAUAAGAGAUUUUAUUUAUGACAAUUUGUAACUAUUAACAUAUGUAUUCCUUAGUUCCUCACACCUGAAGGUACAAGACUGAUAAGUACAAUUGGUUUUAUUACCUUAUAGUAUUAAUCACACCUUGUAAAAUUUUGUUGUAUACCCCAACUGUGUUUAUGGGCCGUACUGCAGUGGUUAAGGACAGUGGGGUUAAGUCCAUCUUUCCAGCGCCUUCAUUGUAGUAUGCCUUAUGUGAGCCUUGGCUCAGCCUUUGCCAAGGAAGAGUGAGGGCGACAUGCCCAGCUGCAGCGCUGUUCAGCUCCAGGCGGCUCUGGUCACGUUGCAUACAGUGGGAGCGACACUGUAUGGAGCAGGAAGCCUCACUGGGCAGACUGUGUACCCGUGUUUCCAGGGGAGGCCCUCUGAACAUACAGAGCACCUUGCCUUGUACUACACAGAGGAAAGCGAAGUCUUCAUAUGCAAGUUUCUUCGUUAUCCUGUUUCCAGAGCACACACUAGGGAUGCAGAUAAGAACUACACGAUUAGAUUUGAGAGAGAUUGGAACAAUUAUGAGGUCAUUAGGAUGCUGUCCCAGUGAAGGAGAGCUACAUGAUCUGAUUGCAGAGGUGGAGGAUGAAGAACCCACUGGAUAUAUUCGAUUCGAAAAAUUUCUUCCAGUGAUGACUGAAAUACUACUACAAAGGAGAUACAGACCAGUUCCAGAAGAUAUCCUCCUUCGAGCUUUUGAAGUUUUAGAUUCAACUAAACGUGGGUUUCUUACUAAGGAAGAACUGGUCAAGUAUAUGACUGAAGAAGGUGAGCCUUUUUCUCAAGAGGAAAUGGAAGAAAUGUUAUCUGCUGCAAUUGAUCCAGACUCGAAUUCAAUUCAUUACAGGGACUACAUAACAAUGAUGGUGAUAGAUGAACAUUAAAUGUUCUAAUUUCUAAUUGGAAGGAUAAUUUAAAAAAUUUCUUGUCCUUACUAAUUUCACAUUUUAUCUUGCAAUUUCUAUAUCUGAUAUUUAAUACUUUGUGAUGUAACUAUUUCAAGAUAUUUUGUUUUUUAAAGAUAAUCAUAACAAUUUAAAACAUAAAAUUUUAGUAUGUCUAGACUUAUGGAGUGACAGAUUUGACAAAUUGCUAUUUAUUUAAAAACUAUUUUAAAAACAUUUUAACAUGAAAAUGGAUUGUUAUUUAUUUUCUACAAUAAAACUCAUGUGACCUUCAAAUUGAUUAAACUGACAAAAUGAAGAAUGACUGUAAUGACCCAAGGUUUGACAUAUAAAGAUCUUGAGGGAGGCAGAAUGACCACAAAUUGAAAAUGAGUAGUGAUAUGACAAAGGCUUCUUUUUUAAACAACAACAAACUCUUCAGCAAUUUGAAUGUGGAAGGAGAGUUAUUGAAAUGCCUAUUAAUAAUUGAUUCCUUAAGAGCCAAUUACAAAUCUCAUUUGAGAUUAUAACAACUGAGUGUAAAAAUUUUAAUUUGCUGAUUCAGCUUGUCCAUGUUACCAUUUAUGCAACAGCUAAAGGAGUUGAGAUAAUUGAAUCUAGAGAAAAGAAGACUGAAUGGAAAUUGAUGUGUGCGGUAGUGGCAACUCUCUCUUGGUCUUUAGAAGUCUCACCUAUUCGGAAUAUCUGUCCUUACUGAGUAAGAAUAUUGAGAAAUUUUAUGGUGUACAGGAGGUACAGCUGUUGAGAGAACAGAAUAAACUUAUCUGUGCACAAGAGAGUUGGACACAUGCGUCUGGGUCAGGGGAGGGGUCAGGGCUGAAGAUAGGAGCCUAGGAGCCACCAGUGUAGGGAUGACACUCGGAGGCAUGAGCCUGGUGAGACCGCCAGAGCGGAUGGAGAAGAGAGGAAGACUGAGAGAUGGCGCCCCGUGUUUCAGAGGGUGGGGAGAAGGGACAGACCCCAUGAGGGAGGGAGUGCACAGUGUUGGGGAGGAAAGGCAUGUCAGAAGAUAACAGCACCUGACGCCUGGUGACAGCUUUAUAAAUAUGAGCUGGUCGUCUUUUUAUUAACGUCAUUGCUGGGAAGAGGGGCACGCAGGGAGUGUGGUGAACAGCAGCUGAAUCUUCCUGCACCACAGCAAGGUACAGAGCUGAUGUCUCAAAUGUUUCUAUCAGAAACAGCAGGGUAAGGCCAUUUGGAAAAAUGAAAGUAAAUACCUCAAAAAGUUCAAAACAGUCACUUCAGAGGAGAGGUACACGGUGGGUUGGGGAGGGGAUGGCUGGGACAGGGGUUGAAAAAAAUAAGCCUUUUGAUAUUAUUUGAUUUUUAAACUAUUGCACAUGUAUUUCUUUGAUAAAGAAAUUUUAAAGGACACAAAAAGAGGACUUUUGUGCACACACACAUACCUGUCCAAGGUGAUUUAUGAAUGGCGUUUGGGGGUGGUAGCAGAGCCCUGCGAGGCCAUUUAAUGACAUUUUAUAUGUGCUGCUAGAACAUCUUAUUCUUCAUUCACCAAUCUCUUUUCUAGCUUGGGGAGAGAAAACCCAGGGGCCCUCGAAGGCUGUAGGGGAAGAAAAGAGGGCAGGAAGGGAGUAAUUAGAAAUCUCUUCUUUCCCCUAAGUUGUCUCCUCUGCUCACUCCCUGCCGCUAAGGGUUGCUUGAAAAUGGGGUGACACGUUCCUGGCCCAUCCUUGUCACACUGUAAUCUCCCCUAGCACAUCAGCUCCUGCACCAGCCAGGCUGAGGGAAGAUGACAUGGCCUUUCUCCUUUAGAAAAUGAGAAUUCUCAGGAAAGCAAGAGAAAAGCAUGUAGAAAAUGUCUGAAAUUACUGGGUAUCAGGAGAGAUGAUGACCCGAAUGACGGUGGUGGUGAGGGGGCCCAGGCUGGAAGCGGGCUAAGACUCAGUAAUGACAUGAUGUGCAGUUAUUUGCUUAUUUUCUGUGGCUUUUGCUUCAAAUGAGAGGUUCCUGCUCUCCCACGGUGAAGUGUGAAGCAUAAAAAGCAUAAACCCAGCCUUCAUCAUGGAGAACUCGGGGUGGGGGUGGCACGGGGUGCCCCACUCCCGGCAUGCUGAGGGGAGGCUGGGAGAGAGAAGCAGGAAGAAAAGAGAAAGGGACCAGAAGGGGGGGGGUGCGAGAGGAAAGCCCAGCAAGAGGAGGGAAAGGGAAGGGCCUGAGAAGUGAGUUAGGGUGCCGUUUUGUGGACUGAGGCAAUGUGUUAACACAUUAGUUUCCAGGACAAGGUAUGACAAACUUGAUGGUUCAGAACAGAAGAAAUUUAUUUUCUCACAGUUCUGGAGGCCAGAAGUCCAAAACCAAGGUGACGGCAGGGCCAGGCUCUCUCCAAAGGUUCCAGGGAGGAUCCUUCCUUGCCUCUCCCAGCUUCUGCGAGCCCCAGGCUCGUGGCGGCGGCACUAAUCUCCACCCCCUCUUCACCUGGCCCUCCCUCCUGAGUGUCUCUGUGCCUGUGUCUCAGAUCGCCCUCUCCCUUCUCUUAGACACUAGUCACUAGAUUUAGGGACCACCCUAAGUCCAGGAUGAUCUUAUCUCCAGAUUCUUAACUCAGUUACAUCUAAAAACCCUAUUUCCAAAUAAAGUCACAUUCACAGGUUCCAGGGGUGCAAUGUACUGAAUGUUUGUUCCCUCCACCCCAAAUUCAUAAGUUGAAAUCCUAAUCCCAAUGUGACAGUAUUUGGAGGUGGGGCUGUUGGGAGGUGAUUAGGCCAUGAGGGGGGCUCCCUCAUGCAAGGGAUUAGUGCCCUUACAAGAAGAGGCCAGAGACCCAGCCGGCUCUUCCUGCCACGGGAGGAUACAGGACGCUAGUCGUGCACAACCUAAAAGCGGGCCCUCACCAGGACUUGAUAGUGCUGGCACCUGAUCUUGCUUUCAGCCUCCCGGCUGUGAGAAAUAAAUGUUCUGCUGUUUCAGCCCUCAGUCUGUGGUAUUUGUGAUAGCAGUCCAAACCAAUGAAGACAGAGGGUUAGGGCCUGGGUCUAUCAUUUUGGGUGCCACUAUUCAACUCACUACAGGAACCUACGCUUGUUUUAACUUAGAUGACGUUUUCUAGAGGGAGAAUUUCCUAGGACUAUUGGACAAAAUUUAAAGGUUUUUGUUUUGUUUUGCAAAAAGAAAAAAGAAAAAUGAAUAAGCCAAUGAGAACGUAUUAAAAAUCUGUAGCACGACUGAGAAAACACGGGGCGAACGAGAACCUGAGAGUUCAUAGAAACCUGUGAGAGAAGCGAAGAUGCGUUUUCCUGUUGUCGUCUCGUUGGACUCUGCAUGCGAUUACACAAAUGGGAUGCAGCAAGCAAAUAGCAAGGAAAGAAAUAGGACCCUGAUUAUUUUCAGGAACCCUCAUGCUAAAUGAUUGCUGUAUGUUUGACUACAAUAAACAGUUGUCUCGUCUGUUCACUGAUUUAACAAACCCUGGAGCCUAAAGGACAUGCGUCAGGCCCUGUGAGGGCCCCCAGUGGGAAUGCACCCGCAUGGGAGGCAUCCUUGGGGAGUUCACGGUCCGAUCGGAGAGAAGGAUCUUCUCACAGGAAAUCACAGCCACAAGAAAGAGGCCCACACAAGUUGGCUGUGGGGAUUCAGGGAAAAGGGCAGGGCAUGCAGAGGGAGGAAUCAGAGAGGGCUUCCUGGAGGAGGUAGCAUUGGAGCUGAGCAUUGUAGGAGGGAGGAUCCGAAUAUGUGGCGGUAGGAGGAAGGCCAUUCUAGGCAAAGGCAAAACGGAGGAGCAGGUGAGUGAUCUCACUGGGAAUAACGAGUAGUUCAAUUUGGUUUAAUGUUAGAGUCUGUGGGGAAAAGUUGUGGAGGUUAAGCUUGGUGAGGUUAGCUUGGGGCUGGCUCAGGGAGGGCCUUAAGGGUCAUGCAAAGUUUAUUCUGCAGACCCAUGAUUCUUAGAUGGGGAGAGAAGGCACAGGCUAGGGAGAAUCUCCAGGGGGUGGGUGUCAUUGGAAAGGCCGCCUCCAAAGGUCUAAUGUGCCCCCGGGCCAUCCCCCAACUGACGCCCUAGACAACGACAACCGGUGAUGCUCUGAGCAGGGCCGGGCACCGCCAGGCCGGGCUCCGGGAAGAUUCGCCUGCAGUUCCGUGUACGACCUAACAGGGUGGGGCCAGACCAGAGGCGGGGACACUACUGCCAUCACUGCAGUUACGGGAGAGGACUGCGGGUCAAAGGGCAAUGGCUGUGGGCAGAGGCAAGAGGCGAAAGCAGCUGGCUCUGAGAUCUGGUUUGCGGAGCAGGGUCGGAACCGCCGCCGGGGCUGGACUCGCGAGGGAGCUCUUCCGGCGUAGGCCAAGAUCACGCGCGCUUCUCCGCCUCGGCCGCGCGGUUCUCAGCGCACCGCCGACUGAGGGUGCGCAGGUGGGGACCGACACUCACCGUCCUCCGACGUUACUCUUCCCUCAGGCUGCUUCCUGCCUCACUCGCGGGGGCAGGGAGGAUGAAUACCCAGAGCCCCUGGCUGACGCAUUUGGCCGAGGGAAGGUUGGACCUGAGGGCCUCUCCGCGGCCAGCCUAACCUGGACCGCCCCUGGCUGGCGCGGGCACGGGCGGACCACCCGCCAGAGGCAGGAAACGUCCACCCUGUGUUCUCUCUCCUGCUUUUCCCCGUUACACCUUUUUGGUGGAAAAUGACUUUCUCCAAGAAAGAGAUCAGUGACCUAGACUGAUUUCAGGGAUUAAGGUCUGUCAGAUUUCAGUGUCCCCAAGUGGUGGGAAUGUCUGCCUCCAAUCACCAAAAGCCACGUGACACACCUGCUCCCCUUCGCCUCUGCCUUGAGUGGAAGCUCCCUGCAGCCCCCACCAGAAGCGGAUCUGGCGCCAUGUUUCCUAUACAAUCUGCAGAACUGUGAGCCAAAUAAACCUCUUUUCUUCAUAAA
Molecule: messenger RNA, 6784 nt
Organism: Microcebus murinus (gray mouse lemur)
Lineage: Eukaryota; Metazoa; Chordata; Mammalia; Primates; Cheirogaleidae
Source: RefSeq, a predicted model, not a curated record